ACGGCCAAGGUCUGAACCAAUUUUGAGUGUUCAGUGCCACAAGGAAGAUGAAUCAGAGGAAAUCGGCUGCAGGAACAGGAAGGCCGUCUGGAACCGAUGGCUAUGAUUUUUCAUAUCGCAUGGUCGUCGAUUCUCGGUACCAAAAGGUUGCUAAAGGCAAAUCUCGUCUCUAUUCCCUGAUUUCAGCUCAGGUUAUCAUUCAAUUAUGUGGAGCGGUAUACUUGUUUAUAUUGACAUCAAAGAGAGAGACUCUAGAUAAACUUGCUAUUUCAUCUGCCAUCACUGGUUUCUUUUCACUGCUUGUGGGAGAACUAGGUCGAAGGCACAGCCGUGCAAGUUUUUUGAAAAUAUAUAUGAUUGCAUCAUCUAUAGCGCUCUUACUACUUUUUGCUAAUGUCUCUCAGGGAAAUUAUACGUUUGAGGGUAUCGGGGAUCUAAGUAAUUGGCAGAGAAAGAAGCUCGAACUUUUCGAGACGAUCCGCAUUUUCCUCGGAUCUCUGCUUCAGAUAUUUGCAAUGAGCACAGUGAUUUCCCUCAUUGGUAACAUGUCUCCUCCAAAACGUACCUCUUAAAUAGUUCUGUACCAAAUUAAUGUCCUCCUAACGACCAGCAAAGAUAGCUCUUACUGCUUCUCGAUUUUGACUCGAUGCUAAAGAAAUAUUGCGUUUGUCAUUCUAGAUCGUUAUUGAGAGGUUAACUAUUUUGGAAUCGGAUGACAUUGAAAGUUAGAGAUUAAAA
Messenger RNA from Momordica charantia (bitter melon), 738 nucleotides. Its product is annotated as jagunal-like protein. NCBI's taxonomy places the organism in Eukaryota, Viridiplantae, Streptophyta, Magnoliopsida, Cucurbitales, Cucurbitaceae. The record is from RefSeq and is a predicted model, not a curated record. Gene Ontology annotation, cellular component: endoplasmic reticulum membrane. Gene Ontology annotation, biological process: vesicle-mediated transport; endoplasmic reticulum organization.